UAUUUUGAAAAUAGCUAUGGCGUGUAAUGAUAAUGUAAUAAAAAAUAUGGCGAACGAAAUAUCGAGAAAUUGCCAAGCGGUAAACUUUACAGUGGACCCGGAGUUUGUUAUUUAUUUGAUAGACUUGCUUUUAUUGAACCCGAAAUACGGGAAGCUGUUUGCGAAAACUAUUUGCAGAAGUAAUUUGGACUUCUUUGUCAAAGAGUGCGUGUCUUUGCUCACUGGUGAUGAAACUUCGAUAAACACACUAAAACUUCAAUACAUGAUGCAAACAAACUACGAUAAGCUACAGAAUCUAAUAGACAAACACCAGGCGUCCAUAGACCAGUGCUUAAAGCCUCUACUCACAGAGAUACUAGAUGACGGGCCCGAGCUGGAGGAUGAGCAGGCGCAGAAGAAGCUGUUUAGGAAGAUAUCCAUUUAUAUCAUACUCUCCAGCGGUUUGGGGAACCCUGGUUCUAUAGUGACAUUAAAAGAAGGCAUGGCAGCGUUAGAAAGCGUAUUUUCGCUAGAGGACCUCAAAGUGUUUGUCACUCUGCCUAGAUCGGAGAAGAUCCCACAGUUGAAUGAACUGAUGCAGAUCACAUCUGGCGUGAGGCUUUUUAACAGGGACUGCAAGAAAGGCGGCGAGGGUAUACCAGAUCUUCCGUUCAACAUAAUCGACGCUGGCAAAGCGUGCAUAUCGUCCCUCUCGCACUCGCUCAUAGCGGCCAUGCAGAGAGUGAACUCGCUGACCACGGCCGUCGCCGACACCGUCGCCGUUGACGGCGCCACGGGCAACGUCGACGUGCUGGUGCCGCCCACCUCGGACUUGACUGAAAAAGACUACAGUCAAAUAUUUGACCUGUUGGCCUUCAAUCGACAGUAUGAAGUGUUUAUACGGAAACUCUUGUCCGAUGUGGAGACCAUGGAGCAAGACGGCACCAAGGAUGUGGAGAAAGUCAAGAUGGUUCUGGAAGAGUUGCACACCGCUGUCAAAUACAAGGCAGCCGUGCCCGUCGCUACGGUUUUUCCCUUAUUCAGUAAACUGUGGCGCGUCUGGCGUUCCAUGCAGAACGUGAUGUUCUUGCUGUCGACCGUCAGCCGACUGAUGACCGCGCUGGCGCACGUCAGCGAUCAGAUGAGGAUACCCUACGGUCUGCUGGACAAAAUGCUGGAGGGGAAGAGCGUUGUCACCGAUCAGGAAAGAAUGAGCGAGCCUGUCAGUCUUAAAGAGAGAUUGUCUCUAGGGUCGUUGACCUAUCUAUGUCGUGACAGUUCUGGUGAGAUCACCGACAGACAAGUGAAAUAUCUCGGCUUUUGCGCGCUUUGCCUCAGUGUGGGUGCUCUUGUGCCGAGCAAUUUGAAAGUGGGAGUAAUCAAGUCAAAGGGCACCCGAUACGGGUUCUGUAGUGUCAAAAUGGCGGCGCGAUUUAAUAAAGACCCCCAGAGGUACGUGAAUGAGAUCCUCAACUACGCUCGCAACAACCCGCACGUGAUCAACUUGCUGAACAUUGCGGACGACAUGAGCGAAGUCAAACACAUCGACAACCUCGUCGUUAAGAUACUACCAAAAAAGCAAAUUCACGAUAGAGACGUACAAACAGACACUCAUCCGAUAAAUGGAUACAUAGAGAAGGACUACACGUCCAACUUGUGGGAGUGGAAGAGACGCGCUUGCCAAUUGGCUACAAUAGUAAACUGCCAGACGCACUCAACCCAGACCCACUACAGCCACCUCCGCGCGGACAGCCACACUCAGACCGCGCCCCCGCGACACCGCAGCCUGCAGACGCGGUCUGACGCGGGGGUCAACACCGCCCCGCACCACGUGCUCCUGUGGGGGCUGCGGGGGCAGUGGGGUGACGGGCAACACGCCAUGAAGCUUGGCGACUUCGAGGAGAAAAACUGUGAAUAAAUCAACGAUCUACUUAACCUAAAAUUCAAUCUUAAAUUCAAAUAUAAUAUAAAUAACU
Bicyclus anynana (squinting bush brown) is the source of this 1955-nucleotide messenger RNA. Its product is annotated as cilia- and flagella-associated protein 206. The coding region runs from base 17 to 1897 and encodes 626 amino acids. NCBI's taxonomy places the organism in Eukaryota, Metazoa, Arthropoda, Insecta, Lepidoptera, Nymphalidae. The transcript has 10 exons. Gene Ontology annotation, cellular component: ciliary basal body; axoneme. The record is from RefSeq and is a predicted model, not a curated record. Gene Ontology annotation, biological process: regulation of cilium beat frequency.